AUGUCUGGCGCGCUUGUUCGAGCAGGCGCACGUAAUGGCGAGAUAACAGGACAGACAUCAGCUCUUGCACCCUCAUACCUCCAAGCUAAUCUUAUCGUUCUACCUUCGUGCUACGCUGAUGACUUCGAGCAACUCUGCAAAAGAAAUCCGGUACCAUGCCCUCUCAUCGCCAAAUCCGCCAGCAUAGGAUCAUACAAUACCCUCGACUCAUGGAUUGAGGGAGUGGCAGGUGAAGACUUGGCUGCGGAUGUCGAUAUUCGAAUCGACAUUCCAAAAUACAUGGUCUACGAAAACGGCGAGCUUUUGCACGAUCAUGUUGAUGAUAUAAAGGCACACUGGACAGAGGAUCACGUAGCAUUCUUAAUUGGAUGCUCCUACAGUUUCGAAGGAGCUCUCAUAGACGGCGGACUAAUGCCUCAACAUAUCCGACAGCGUCGAAAUGUGCCGAUGUACAAGACUAAUAUAAUGCUCUGCCCGGCUGGAGUUUUGAUCAGGGUACAUAUGUGGUAUCUAUGCGACCCUAUAAGAAGGAUGAUAUCGAGAAAGUUAGGAACAUAACAAGACCGUAUCUGGCCACUCAUGGAGAACCGAUUGCCUGGGGAUGGGAUGCUGUCGAGAAAUUAGGAAUUCAGGACAUUGCUAAACCAGACUGGGGCGAUAUCUCCAUGGAUGACGAUGGGUACCCUCUGGUGUUGGUGGGAGGACGUGAAGAUGAAAUUGUUCCUGUAUUUUGGGGAUGUGGUGUCACUCCGCAGCACGCUGUCGUGAGCGCUGGCUUGGAGGGAAUUGUUAUGGGUCAUGCACCGGGACACAUGCUGGUUCUGGAUUGUCGAGAUGGUGAUCUUGUUAAGAAGUGA
This is a messenger RNA of Sclerotinia trifoliorum, 857 nucleotides long. The record is from the annotation of a GenBank genome assembly. Lineage: Eukaryota; Fungi; Ascomycota; Leotiomycetes; Helotiales; Sclerotiniaceae.